AUGGCGUGCAGCCACCAUGACACCGGCUACCACAGCCUGGGAGUCGACGAGGACGAGAAAGAACUGCAUAAUGCGGAGCCUACCUUGACCCCGGAGGCUGUAACCGGAGGAGAGAAUGAGCCUACGCUGUCCGAACCUGAGCUCGGAGAAGCAGCAGCAGCAGCAGCAGCAGCAGCAGACUACUUUAAUGCGGUCGGUUCCAGCCCCUCGGACGAAAACCGUGAGGGCGGCGACGGCGGUCUUGAGCCCCCGCAGCAGCAGGAGGAGGUGGCCCCCCCGGCCGCUGAGGGGCCACAGAUUGUACCGGGAAAGCAGCGCCGCUGCCGUACGGUGUUCACCAGGCUGCAGCGGCGGGAGCUGGAGAAAGUUUUCCUGCGCACUCGUUACCCCGACGUGUUCGAGCGAGAGGCGAUUGCAGGACGCUUGAAUUUGCCUGAAACCAGAGUGCAGGUUUGGUUUCAGAACAGAAGGGCCAAGUGUAGAAGAGAAGAGAGGGCACUGAUGCUCAGAAAUGUGCCCCCCGUUGCCUUGGGCCCCCAUAUGGGGAUAACCUUUGAUGAGCCCUAUCAGGCAGUCCCUGUUUUAGAGCCUCCAUGGGGAUAUGUUCCUGCAGUGCCACAGCCAGUCAUGGCACUUGCACCACCUAUGCUACCCGGGCCACCACCUCUGCCACCCGGCCCACCACCUCUGCCACCCGGCCCACCACCUCUGCCACCCGGCCCACCACCUCUGCCACCCGGGAUGCCUUUGCCACCCCCACCACCUGUGCCUCCCUUUGCUGUGGGCCCUGUAGGUAUGGCAUGGGGCCCUGUCAUCAAUGGUCAUCUCAUGGGUCCCAUUUUCUGA
Molecule: messenger RNA, 846 nt
Organism: Balaenoptera ricei (Rice's whale)
Lineage: Eukaryota; Metazoa; Chordata; Mammalia; Artiodactyla; Balaenopteridae
Gene: ESX1
Product: ESX homeobox 1
Exons: 4
Coding region: 1-846 (281 amino acids)
Biological process (GO): regulation of transcription by RNA polymerase II
Molecular function (GO): DNA-binding transcription factor activity, RNA polymerase II-specific; RNA polymerase II transcription regulatory region sequence-specific DNA binding
Source: RefSeq, a predicted model, not a curated record